GCGCUGCACAAAAUUGCUUCUGUUAGCCACCGAGUCGCGUUGUCGACAUGUUUUACGUUUCGCUCCCUAUUCUGAUGUUUUUAUACAUUCAGUCGCAUGGUUGCAUUAAUUAAACACUUUCAAUGCGGUUGUAAAGAAGAUCAAAUGAGGGGAAUGAACACCUUCAUCUCGUCUAGUGAAGUGGAACCACAGUAGCAUCGUGCAGCGUGAUUUUAGUGUUCACAUGGAGCCACUGCCAGUUUCAUAGUAAUACAGUGAACAGGCAGAUCUUCAUAUGUGUUUCACAUUUCUGACUUGAAUCAUAUCUUAAUGCACAGGACAGUUUACAGCACAUUACAACGGCUUCUCGCUUUAAACAGGUACUUUUUAGUGACUCCAGGUGUGCUGACUCCGACAUUUUUGUUCCCUCUUCCUUUAUAGGUGCCCCCUUGCUCUGGGUUUAUGUUGUUUUUAGUUUCGUUGGCGUUCAUCUGAUGACAAUGAAAGUUCAGAAAGUUUCUUCUCGAUCUCAACAUGAGCAAAGAAACGUCACUAAACGUCACGGCAAGAAUAAGUGGUGCAAAAAAGUACGCAAACUGGACUCGGCUCUCUCAAGUUCUGGGACUGCUAAAUUGGAGCAACAGAUAGCCAAAAGGGAGAAACCCAGGUUAAAACGGUUGAAGAAGUUGUAUGCAAAACCUGUGACUUUGAUCCCUAUAAACAGUUAUACUGAGGAGGAAAAGAAGACUUUUGCUCAUGUCCACACAAAUGGAGGCACAGGACUGGAGGCCAGCAGCAAUUCAGAGGACUCUAAAGAAUGGAGUGCAUAUGCCAAGAGUGUUCUUCAGAGUUCAACGUUACCUGACAAAGAACAGUUGGAGAAGGACAGUCUUCAGUACCAUGCACAGUUUGACCAUGACGACAAUCGUGCUGUUUUAGUCAUGCAACAAGGCCAGGUCUUGUGUUUCCGUGGGAAGUGCCUGCUCACUUGCCUCUACGGUCGGGUAGAGGUGUUUGGCUUCACCAUAGAGGAGGGCCAACAACCUUACCCCCUUUUCUCUCCACCCUCACACUGCCCUCUCACCAUCACGGCUUUAGGAAUCAACUCCAACUACAACAAGAACAAGAAAGAGGGGCGACUGGAGGCGAAAGCCAUUGUUCGCAAAUACCUCUCUUCAGAGCCAUGUAAGAAUCUCAUCAGUGUGGUAGACUCGGACUCCUGUGUGCUGCUCCUGGAACCCUUGGACACACCCCUCACUCGCUUUCUCCACGGCUUCUCAGAACUCAGUGAGGUCUUUGGACUCAACUCGAGGGAGCUGAGGUCUCAGGCUGCCAUCUCUAACCCUGCUCUGUCAGCCGUGGGUGUGACAGCUCUGCAUGGACCCUGUGCACAGGGUCUGGUGAUGUCAUGCAGCUACAGAGAGGCUCUAAGCAGCUUGCUCAGUGCCUGGGCAGGAGAGUUUGACAGCUGUCCCAUCAUUCUUGUGUGUGGUGGGAAAAACUCUGGCAAGUCCACCUUCAAUCGUCACCUUAUUAACAGCCUGCUCAAUCACACUGCAAGUGUAGAGUAUUUGGAGUGUGACCUUGGCCAGACCGAGUUCACCCCUCCUGGCUGCCUCUCCUUAUGUACAGUUACAGAGCCACUAUUGGGGCCUCCUUUCACACACUUGCAUGACCCAGAGCACAUGGUGUACUAUGGUCAGACAGAUUGUCAGGCUGACAUAGAUCGGUAUUUGGAAUCCCUCAAAUCCCUCUGGCGCCACUGCAGCAGAGAGAGUCCGGUCAUCAUCAACACUAUGGGCUGGGUCAAAGGCCAGGGCUUUCAGAUUCUUGUUGACCUCAUUCGCCUUUUUUCCGCUACACAUGUGGUGCAGCUGAUAUACGGGAACGUCCCACAGUGUCAACAUCUAACCCCAGACGUACUCAGAACUGCUCACGGCUGGCAGACACACCCUCCAACACCGCCCACCCUGACAGAGGAGUCCACCAGUCACCUAAGUGUUCGAUCUCAUGUAUUUCUCAGCAUCCUCUCAGAAUUUGAAUGUGCUGGGACAUCUGGAAAAAUGCGACAUCAGCGUAGUAAUGAGCUGCGAGAUCUGGCUCUGCUUAGCUACUUCAGUAAGAUGCAAUCCCCAGACCCGGGCCCCAUCCGCCCGCUUCACUGCUUCAUACCCUAUCAGGUCCCACACUCAUCGGUGGCUAUAGGGGUUACACACUGUGAGGUCGCACCUAACCACAUUCUCUACGCAGCCAAUGCAAGUCUAGUCGGAUUAUGCUGUCUAAGUGAAAAGGUCAUGGGCAGAGGAGGUCCUGUUGUGCUCUCCCAAACUCCCAUCUGUCAGUGUGUGGGCCUGGGUGUUCUGAGAGGUGUGGACAUGGCGCGAGGUCUUUACUUCCUGAUUACUCCUGUGUCUCCCUCUGUCCUGAGGCACGUGAACUGUCUUCUGCUGGGAGAGAUCACUUUGCCUAAAGCACUUCUCACCAUGCAGCAUGGAGUUGAAGUGGAAUUGCCAUACGUCACCACAGACUACAGCUUUGAAGUCACAGGGGCAGGAAAGCUCCAUGUCUACAAAGGACUGACAAGACCUAGUUUUGUAGGCAAAUAACUAAGCUCUUCUGGAUGGGCUAUGCUUUCUGUAAAUGAUAUUUGUAUCAUUGAAUUGUUUUAUACCCUGAAUAUAGAGGUAAAAUUUGCUUGGCUUUUGGAACUGUAUACUAUGGGAAAACAGAAUGUAUGGUAACGUGUUGUUUUCUAUAUCUCUUUUUGAAUUGCUCCAUGUUUAAGAUCAGCAUGGGAGACCGUUGUUCCUCAUGUUUUGAUUUGCUGUACUGGUACAGUUUUUAACAUGUUAUUAAGAAUACUUGUUCAUUGUGAGUCCUUGUAAUUUUUUUCCCCAAUUCAAAUUCCCAAAUCAUGAUAAUACAGACAUUUUAAAAUAUUAAAGUGGGUUUCAUUUUUGUCAAGAAAAAUGACUCGAUAAUUGCUUGACAUUUUUUUUUAUUUUUUUUUUUUUUAUUAAAUAUUGCGUAAAAACUGAAGUGGCCAGGAUUCUGCUGUCUGAGACUAAUUUCAGGAAUCCUAAAGGAUUUCUGUCGUCAAAGGGCAAAGUCGGCUCACCGACGGCCAAUUAAUAGCCUUUGCCAUGAUCUUUAGCCUCCGACGAAGUUCUGGCAGUGUCAGAAAUUUAGCAUCGCAGCCGUAUAGUGUGACUGCUAUUACGACAGCCGGAUGAGAUAUUCCGCUCCUCUCUCGCAACCCAAUUCACUUGCUCCGCGUUUGCACCACCAUAGCAACAUUUGUGCCCAGCUAUCACUCUACUCAAGCUCUUUCAAAAAAAAAAUUUUUUCUUUUCAUUUUAUAUAAAAAGUUUUAAUAAAUAAGCAGAAAGUACUUGGAGAAAAGUGUAACACUUCAGCA
Myxocyprinus asiaticus (Chinese sucker) is the source of this 3397-nucleotide messenger RNA. RefSeq names its product polynucleotide 5'-hydroxyl-kinase NOL9-like. Gene Ontology annotation, molecular function: polynucleotide 5'-hydroxyl-kinase activity. Gene Ontology annotation, biological process: cleavage in ITS2 between 5.8S rRNA and LSU-rRNA of tricistronic rRNA transcript (SSU-rRNA, 5.8S rRNA, LSU-rRNA). Gene Ontology annotation, cellular component: nucleus. The record is from RefSeq and is a predicted model, not a curated record. Lineage: Eukaryota; Metazoa; Chordata; Actinopteri; Cypriniformes; Catostomidae. Bases 474 to 2585 code for a protein of 703 amino acids. The transcript is spliced from 13 exons.